UUCCCUCAGGGCACUUCUCUGCUCCCUCAGGUUCUCCCCUCGGCCAGUGAACCAUGGCGCCUCCCAUGAAGGGUCAAGUGUGUGUGGUGACUGGGGCCUCCAGAGGUAUUGGCCGUGGCAUUGCCCUGCAGCUCUGUCAGGCAGGGGCCACUGUUUACAUCACUGGCCGCCACCUGGACACUCUUCAAGCCACUGCAGAGGAGGCUCAAGCCCGAGGUGGCCGCUGUGUGCCUGUGGUGUGUGAUUCCAGCCAGGAGAGUGAAGUGCGGAGCCUGUUUGAGCAAGUGAAUCGGGAACAGCAUGGGCGUCUGGAUGUGCUGGUCAACAACGCCUAUGCUGGGGUUCAGCCCAUCUUGAAUUCCAGGAAUAAAGCAUUCUGGGAAUGUCCUGCCACCAUCUGGGAUGACAUCAACAAUGUUGGACUCAGAGGCCACUACUUGUGCUCGGUGUAUGGGGCACGGAUGAUGGUCCCAGCUGGCCGGGGACUCAUCGUAGUCAUCUCAUCUUUGGGUGGCCUGCAGUAUUUGUUCAGUGUCCCCUAUGGCGUGGGCAAAGCCGCGUGUGACAGGCUGGCUGCUGACUGUGCUCAUGAGCUGCGACGCCACGGGGUCAGCUAUGUGUCCCUGUGGCCAGGACUGGUGCAGACGGAGCUGGUGAAGGAGCAGAUGGAAAAAGGGGAUCAGAGCAGUGAUCCCACACUGAAGCUGCUCAAAUCUCAGUUCUCCUCUGCGGAAUCCACAGAAGUGAGUGGCAAAUGUGUGGUGGCUCUGGCAACAGACCCCAACAUCCUGAGCCUCAGUGGGAAGGUGCUGCCUUCCUGUGACCUGGCCCGGCGCUAUGGCCUUCGGGAUGUGGACGGCCGUCCCAUCUAUGAUUACUUGUCUGUGAGCUCCGCAUUGUUACAAGCCUCCCCCUUGAGCUGGCUGGCCUCCUACCUGCCCGGAUUUCUGCGUAUGCCCAAAUGGCUCAUCACACUUUAUUCCAGCAAGUUCUAACCCUCCUGGCCUAACGUCACAACUCUCCUCCUCUCCUGCU
Molecule: messenger RNA, 1035 nt
Organism: Ochotona princeps (American pika)
Lineage: Eukaryota; Metazoa; Chordata; Mammalia; Lagomorpha; Ochotonidae
Gene: DHRS1
Product: dehydrogenase/reductase 1
Exons: 8
Coding region: 54-995 (313 amino acids)
Source: RefSeq, a predicted model, not a curated record